Messenger RNA from Penicillium pulvis, 855 nucleotides. Its product is annotated as class I SAM-dependent methyltransferase. The transcript has a single exon. Lineage: Eukaryota; Fungi; Ascomycota; Eurotiomycetes; Eurotiales; Aspergillaceae. The coding region runs from base 1 to 855 and encodes 284 amino acids. The record is from RefSeq and is a predicted model, not a curated record.
AUGACGAGUACUAGCCAAGCGGGAAAUUACAAGCAAGGCUAUUCCAGCCAGACUGUCUCGACCCAACAAACUCGCACAGUUGAGUCAGAGGCCGCCUUCUUACUGCCAUAUAUCAAAAAGACACACUUGAUUCUCGAUGUCGGUUGUGGUCCUGGUACCAUUACUGCGGGGUUCGUCAAAUAUGCCAGUGAAGGAAGAACGCUCGGCAUUGAUAUCUCAGCAAAUGUCUUAGCAAGGGCCAGAAUAGUGGCCAAUGAUCUCGGAAUUGCUGAAGACGGACCAGGCUCCAUUGCUUUCGAGGAAGGUAAUAUCCUGGAAGGGCUCGCCUACGCAGAUAAUACAUUCGACAUCAUAUUCUGCGCUCAUACCUUUGGGUAUAUGCCGCCACCAGACAUGCCUGUUAAGGCACUUACCGAAAUGCGACGGCUCCUAAAGCCUGGGGGGAUCUUGGCCACGCGCGAUACAGUGGACCAGCACUUUUACCCACGGAGUGUGGACCUUGACCGGCUUUGGGUAGGAAAUUUCCGUCGAGCGGUGCUCAAAGGGGACACUGAAGCAGACCUUUCGCCGGCCGUUAUGCCGGCAUUGUUUCGUCUUGCGGGGUUUGACGCUGAUGGGGGCAAGGUUCGUAUUGGCACUGGAAGCUCAGUCUUCUCGGGUCCAGACACUCGACAGUGGCUAGCUAAGCGUGCACAGAGCCAGCUACAGUCCGGCGAUCCUUUGCACCGGAGCUGGCUCGAGGCUGGUAUUGCUCAAGAAGAAAUAGACGAGACGCUGCGGGCCUCGAAGAAGUGGGCUGAGACGGAGGACGCUUGGUAUGCGGCGUUGCAGUGUGAGAUGCUCGCGUGGAAGUAG